Messenger RNA from Spodoptera frugiperda (fall armyworm), 1434 nucleotides. RefSeq lists its product as uncharacterized. NCBI's taxonomy places the organism in Eukaryota, Metazoa, Arthropoda, Insecta, Lepidoptera, Noctuidae. The record is from RefSeq and is a predicted model, not a curated record. The coding region runs from base 138 to 1415 and encodes 425 amino acids. Gene Ontology annotation, molecular function: serine-type endopeptidase activity. Gene Ontology annotation, biological process: proteolysis. The transcript is spliced from 8 exons.
UUAAUUUGAUUUGGCUGAAAGUGUUUUAAAGAAAUUGUAAUUUACAAUUAAAAGUGUGUGAUGUCGUUAAGGAUUACUUAUUUAAUUCUAAUUGUGUUUCUAAAUUCAGUUUGUGCCAGCGAAGACUUGUUAAAGGUAUGCGGACGAGAGCAGAGAAGAGGUUCAUGGUCUACCUAGUAAAGGUUCACGAUUCAAAUCAGAUGUACGAUUCCUGGCUAUGCGGUGGUGCUCUGGUCACUACAACGCAAAUACUGACAUCUGCCGCCUGUAUCAUAGACUUAGACAACAUAUACGCCAUAGCUGGCUAUAGGAAAUAUGUUAGCGGUAUGGACUUAGACAAAGAUAAUUGCACUAGGAUAAAGAAACAGAAGAUUGUUAAGAUUCGUGUGCCACGAGAGCAUUUAGCCCACGUACAUGAAUACAAGAACACCACACGAUGGAUGUCCUUAGACAUUGGAGUGGCGACGGUAGAAAAACCAUAUAACUUCGCGGAUAUGUCAUUCCGAGUCUACUGUUCGUAUGUACCGGCCGCUAUUGAGAUAAACUAUAAUGUAAACGUGGAUAGUAAGAUAGGAACUAGUGUUGUUGCUUUGGGAUGGGGGCGUGAUCGAGGAAGUAAGACACAUGACCUAGUAGAUCGGAACUCAGAGACCCUUCGAGAAGUGUCCACAACCAUAAGAGACAGGCAAGAAUGCAUAGAGCAAUUUAAAGGGAACGGCUUAACAGAGACGAUUGAGAAAUAUAUGGUUUGUACUAAUGGUAAAGGAAUGCUUGAUGCUGAAGGGUACAUUAUUGAGAACAUAGAAGAAAAGGCUUAUAAUAAAUGUGUGAACAUGCGACGGCAAGGUCAGAUGGCCGAUGACUUGAAUUUUGAUGAGGAGUGCAAUGAUUUUGAUGAUAUUAAUUUUGCGAAUACACGAAAAGCCAAUUCGGUUAAUGUAACGUUAAAUGAAACACGUAGAAUUAAUGGCAAUAACAAUAAAAAUGAAACAAUACAAUCACAAUCUAGAAGACAAGGAAUUUGUCAGAACGAUCAUGGCGGCCCUCUAAUCACAUGGGUGGGCACAACAGAGCUCCUGGUAGGAAUAGCAGUGAACAGUCUGUACGAUGCUGACUACAACUGUAUUGGUCCAUACUUAUUUAUCAGCACAGCGGCUGCUGGCGAGAUUAUAAAGUGUCUGUUGACAGAUAAUAAGGAAGGUUCCACACGGAAGAAUUGUCCAGCAGAUAUGUUAGACGGCUAUGAGGUACUUGAACAUUCAGUGGACUCUGAUCCAGCGCGAAGACUAAGGACUCUCAUGGAAGAGCCACCGACGACGGAGACGACUACAAAGAAUCAUUCGUCUCUCAGAACAAAUGACGCUGAUGUUAAUGCUGAUGAUGAUUUCCCUGAUAUAGAAGUAGUUAGCAUAUAAUAUGUUUUUAUUUUAUUAC